Molecule: messenger RNA, 184 nt
Organism: Perkinsus marinus ATCC 50983
Lineage: Eukaryota; Perkinsozoa; Perkinsida; Perkinsidae
Exons: 1
Source: RefSeq, a predicted model, not a curated record
GAAUGGGUUUCUCGCGAUACAGUUGUUGGUACAACGCUUUAUUGCUUCGCGACACGAAGCUGUUACUGAGACUAUCGAGAUUCCUGGUGCUGAUAUCAACAACGAGGAUAAGACGGUUUUUAAACGAGUUUUGUCGGUGCCUUUUCCAGUGGAGCCGUAUUGGUCCUCGGAUGGUAUCGAUUUG